CAAAAUCCUUUGGCCGCCGCAGCAUGGCCGAGACCGCGUGGCGGGACAUGGCCGCGUCCGAGUCGCUCUGGAGCCGCUUGCCAUCGCGCGAGGUCGUCCAAGACGCCAUCUACAACGCGAUCCCGACCAAGGAGACGGUCAUGAUGGGCAUCCACGCAGUACCGAACGCGGCCAUGGCCGCGCCGACCGCGAUCGCCGGCGCCUUCUCGAGCUGCUUUAGCCGCGCCCGGCGCAUGCAGUUUGACCAAGACCAGAAGCGGUCGCUUCUGAGCAACUUGUACCAUGACGAGGCGCGGGUCAACAUUCGCGACGCCGAAAUGGAGAACGCGGCCUUGGAGCUGCGCCGGCGGAUCCAAAAGAUGGAGUACGAGAAGCACCGGCGCAUGGAGCUCGACCAAGAGCUCGGCCUGGCCAAGAAGUCAGGGGGCGGAGACGACCCCGUCGACAUGAACCCAGCGACCGACCCCGAGUUUACGCCGCUCAAAGUAUCGGACAUCCGCAAGAUGUCGGUCGACGAGCUCUUGAGCAUGGACCGCGCCGAGGCGGCGACAACAGCCAACCUCGUAGCGCCUGCCACGUCGUCGCUCGAAGGCAGUCGCUUGCGCAAAUGGCUGUCGGAAGUCGACACGAACAAGAGCAUCGAGUACACGUCGUACGCGUCGAGCUUUGAGAAGCAUGGGUUCCAGACGCUCAAGGAUCUUGCGCAGCUGGACGAAGAGGACGUCGAGCAAGCGCUCACCGAGAUUGGCAUCACCAAGUUUGCCCACCGCGCGCGCCUUCGCAAGGCGAUUCUGCGCCUCGGCGCGACCCCGUAGGAUGUGGCUUGUUUUUGAUCCUAUAUAUACGUGUAUUUUAUAUGUCAACCAGCACGUUCGAUACCGAUUCCAC
Molecule: messenger RNA, 888 nt
Organism: Saprolegnia parasitica CBS 223.65
Lineage: Eukaryota; Oomycota; Saprolegniomycetes; Saprolegniales; Saprolegniaceae
Exons: 1
Coding region: 24-815 (263 amino acids)
Molecular function (GO): protein binding
Source: RefSeq, a predicted model, not a curated record